UUCAAGGACCUUUUCCCCGAUCUCCGGAUUACGGUGGUAUUGUGGAGAUGGCUGCGGAGGAGAGGCAAUCGAUCAGCUACAGACGAGAGUCAUACCUCGAGGUCGACUGGGGAACUGCCAAGGACCUUCCACGACCUCUCGUGAUCCUACCAGAACUACCAACGGAUCUCUCGAGCCCCGCCGCCCGAGUCGCCAAGCUCGAUGAGCACGCUGCAGCAGUCCGCGCGCAUCUCGCUGUCAUAUACUCUCAGCGCAACGACUAUAUUCCCAUCGCACAACUCCCCGAUGAGACACUAGCCGAUAUCUUCCUUUGGGUCGCGCGCAGCUUUCCCUUGGACUCCCCCGCCUUCCGCGAUUGGACUAGCUUGAUGCUCGUCUGCCGACGAUGGCGCUCUGUCGCCGUGUCGAGCUCUGCCCUAUGGAGUCGUGUAUACAUCGGACAUGACGUUCCCUCCUUCUCUUCCCUCUUGCGCAUCGAUCGCUGCAAAAUGCACCCCUUGACCGUGAACAUGAACGUGGAUGCCACCUACUUUCAGACGGACGCGCGUAUCCUGCGAUCCGCUCUUUCCGUCAUUGGUCCUCAUUUCGAUAAUGUGGAAACGCUCGAAGCGAAAGCCACGCAUAUGUCUAUCAGAAAGCUCGUCUACAUGCUGGCGGAAAAGAAGCGUCGUAAUCUACGGCAUCUGUCGCUCGCUCUGGCGGACACGCACUACUGGGAGGAGCCCGAAUGGUUCGACCUCCAUCCUGACACGGCCGCAAAUCUGUUCUCUCACUUAACUUCAAUCUCCCUCUCAAACGUCGGUCUAGGAUGGGAUCACUUUCAUAACCUCACACGGAUACACAUAAUGUACACCGUCGUACUGCAUGUACAUUAUCUGAAGUUCCCUACCCUCGAGGCCUUGCUGCGUCGCUCACCGGCGCUGAGCGACCUCUUGCUCUGGGACUGCUUCUUGAUCGAUGACAUUCAUGCAUCUUCGGCGCCUAUCAGACUCCCUUGUUUGAGUCGCUGCAGCCUUCGGUCGCAUCCUGCGCACUGCGCCUUCCUACUCUCUGCCAUGCAGAUUCCGCCCGCGACCACUAUUGCCGUCUCUACUCAUGGAGAGGUGGCGCAUGUCGGCGAAGUCAUGCCUCUGCUCGACGUGUUGCGUAAACAUUUCGAGCGGCCGGGCGCCCCUCUCCUGCGCGCCCUGCAGCUUCAACACCACACACCAGCAUGGAGAUGGUACUCAAAUCCCAUGCUUCAGUACGAUGGAGAGGAGGGACACGAACCGAGUCUUAGUCUCGAGAUCCUCAUGAAGGGACCGAGCGCCAGGCUGGAUAUUGCGGCGGAGAUUCUGCAGCCCGUCCUCACCAAAAACGUCGUGGCGCUCGACUGGAGCCAGAACACUCGACAGCAUUACAGCAACGGCCUGGGCGGCGCGUUCCAGUACAACGUCCUUCGCGCACUACCAGCCCUACGAGACGUCUUUGUGUGCAGCACCCCUCACAAUUUCUCGUGGAUUUCGAAGGUACGCGAGAUGGUCGAGGAUACACCUGAGAAGUUGCAGGAGGAACCAAUGCGGCGGCUUGAAGGUGUCUAUUGGGUCGAGUCCGCCCGUAGCAGCGAACUAUCCAAGAACGCGAUGGAGAAGUUCACAGGGAGUCUUAGGCAAAUGGUCGACGUCUACGCUCGGGUCGGACAUCCUCUCAAAAGGCUGGUUUUCGACCCGAACUGGCUCACUUGGCACGGGAAGGCAUACUUCUUGGAUGACCUGGAAUUAUACGAAUCGAACAUGAGAAAGUUCAAGGGUGACGGGGAGGACCUCGAACUUUGCGAGAUGCAACUCCGGUAUUAGCGAGCACUACACCUAUGUUUGGCCAUGCACCGAUCCGAUGUGCUGCCUCUACGAGUUUUAUGGUGUGACGAGGAGCAGAAUGGAUGGGAUAUUAGUUGCGUUGAUGGUCGAUGAACUGUGC
Molecule: messenger RNA, 1956 nt
Organism: Schizophyllum commune H4-8
Lineage: Eukaryota; Fungi; Basidiomycota; Agaricomycetes; Agaricales; Schizophyllaceae
Exons: 4
Coding region: 48-1835 (595 amino acids)
Molecular function (GO): protein binding
Source: RefSeq, a predicted model, not a curated record